This is a messenger RNA of Neltuma alba, 2686 nucleotides long. RefSeq names its product subtilisin-like protease SBT1.3. Lineage: Eukaryota; Viridiplantae; Streptophyta; Magnoliopsida; Fabales; Fabaceae. Gene Ontology annotation, biological process: proteolysis. Gene Ontology annotation, molecular function: serine-type endopeptidase activity. The transcript has a single exon. The coding region runs from base 102 to 2420 and encodes 772 amino acids. The record is from RefSeq and is a predicted model, not a curated record.
AAUCUAAACGCCACCCUCCCUCCUCCUCUUUAAUACCCUCCCUCUUCGAUUUCCUACACCUCAUCUUGUUCUGAAGCUCGCAUUUCUCUCUGGCCUCAACAAUGGCCGACACCCCCAUUACCAAGAUGGGCUUCCUUCUAAUCACCUACAUUCUCUUCACCCUGGCCUUCCCUUCACAUGCUCAGAUUUCCAAGAAAACUUACAUAAUCCAAAUGGAUAAGUCCGCAAUGCCUCGAGCCUUUUCCAACCACCUCGAAUGGUAUUCCUCAAAGGUGAAAUCAGUACUGAGUAAGUCCCUUGAAGCUGAAAAUGAGGAGCAAGAGAGAAUAAUCUACAGCUACCAAGCUGCAUUCCAUGGCGUCGCGGCUAAACUAAGCGAAGAGGAAGCUGAGAGGCUAGAGGAAGACGAUGGGGUUCUCGCCAUUUUCCCAGAAACUAAGUAUGAGCUUCACACCACACGAAGCCCCACGUUCUUAGGGCUCGAACCAGCACAAAGCACGAACCUUUGGUCGCAGACGACGGCUGACCAUGACGUCGUUAUUGGGGUCUUAGACACAGGGAUUUGGCCAGAGAGUGAGAGCUUCAACGACACGGGUAUGAGACCCGUACCUUCUCACUGGAAAGGAAGCUGCGAAACUGGACGAGGAUUCACAAAGCGUCACUGUAACAGAAAAAUUGUGGGUGCGAGAGCGUUCUACCACGGCUAUGAAGCUGCAAUGGGUAAAAUCAACGAGCAAAGCGAGUUCAAAUCUCCUAGAGACCAAGAUGGCCAUGGGACCCACACUGCGGCUACAGUUGCUGGGUCUCCAGUUCAUGGGGCUAAUCUCUUGGGCUAUGCUUAUGGCACAGCGAGGGGGAUGGCACCGGGAGCUAGAAUUGCUGCUUAUAAAGUGUGUUGGGUUGGUGGGUGUUUUAGUUCAGAUAUUCUAUCUGCUGUUGAUAAGGCUGUAGCUGAUGGGGUUAAUGUUUUGUCAAUUUCUUUGGGUGGUGGAGUUUCCUCUUAUUACCGUGAUAGUUUAUCUGUUGCUGCAUUUGGGGCUAUGGAGAUGGGUGUUUUUGUUUCUUGCUCUGCAGGAAAUGCAGGGCCUGACCCUAUUAGUCUCGCAAAUGUGUCUCCUUGGAUCGCUACGGUUGGAGCAAGCACAAUGGAUAGAGAUUUCCCUGCUAAAGUGAAGCUUGGAAAUGGAAGAAGAAUGACUGGAGUAUCACUCUACAGAGAAAGAAAAAUGCUUUCCUCUAAGAAACAAUACCCUUUGGUUUACAUGGGAAGCAGUAACUCAAGCAGCCUUGACCCUAGAUCUUUGUGUUUGGAAGGAACCUUAGAUCCCAAACAGGUUAGAGGGAAAAUUGUGAUUUGUGACAGAGGAAUUAGUCCUAGAGUUCAGAAGGGUCAGGUGGUGAAAAAAGCAGGAGGGGUAGGAAUGAUUCUUACAAAUACUGCAACUAAUGGAGAAGAACUUGUUGCAGAUUGUCACCUCCUUCCUGCACUUGCUAUUGGAGAGAAAGAAGGCAAGGAGCUGAAGCAUUAUGUCUUGACUAGCAAGAAAGCCACUGCAAGUCUUCACUUUCUUGGCACAAGAUUGGGGAUUAGGCCAUCUCCUGUUGUGGCAGCAUUUUCAUCAAGGGGGCCCAAUCUUCUUACCCUUGAGAUUCUGAAACCUGAUAUGGUGGCUCCUGGUGUGAACAUUCUUGCUGCUUGGAGUGGGGUCAUCGGACCCUCUAGUUUGGCUACCGAUCGCCGGAGAGUUAAGUUCAACAUACUCUCUGGAACUUCCAUGUCAUGCCCACACGUAAGUGGGGUUGCAGCUUUGCUCAAGGCAAAGCACCCGGAAUGGAGUCCAGCCGCCAUAAAAUCUGCCCUCAUGACGACAGCUUAUGUUCACGACAAUACUCUUAAUCCUCUAAAAGAUGCCUCAUCAGCUGAAUCUUCAUCCCCAUAUGAUCAUGGGGCUGGACACAUCAACCCCAGAAAAGCCCUUGACCCGGGUUUGAUCUAUGACAUUCAGCCACAAGAUUACUUCGACUUCCUAUGUACACAGAAGCUAUCUCGGACCCAGUUGGGAGUUUUUGCUAAAUACUCGAACAGAACUUGUGGGCGCUCUCUUGCAAGUCCAGGGGACUUAAAUUACCCUGCUAUCUCAGUUGUGUUUCCAGAGAGAACAGCCAUUUCAGCUCUGACUGUUCACAGGACUGUCACCAAUGUUGGCCCUCCUAACUCCAAAUACCAUGUCAUGGUUUCACCAUUCAAGGGUGCUUCCGUUAAAGUUGAGCCUGACGUCUUGCAUUUUACCAGCAAGAACCAGAACCUGUCCUACAAGGUUACCUUCACAAGAAAAUCUAGGCAACCUGGUCCUGAAUUUGGAGGUCUGGUUUGGAAGGAUGGAGUUCACAGGGUGAGAAGUCCUAUAGUUAUAACAUGAGUUUCGCUGGGAAUAAUUCUUGCAACUUCUGUAGGAUUGCUCUGUUUGCAAUAAGCUAUCUGUUUCUGCAAUUUUUAAUCCGCCUCCAGUUUUUUUUCCGUUAGAAGGAAAUGCUUGUUAUUUUUGCUUCUAAUAAUGAUCUGGCGUGCCUACAUCUCCCAUCAGCUUAGAACUAAUCCAUCUGCAGAUUCAAGCAGUAUAUGACAUAGGGGAACGAAAGGGCCAUCAAAGUUCGACAGAAUGGAAAUUGUUGCUUGAUCCUCAAA